AUGUCAGCCAGAAAGGGCUAUCUUCAUCCUCCGUCAAAUUAUACCACAACGAUGACAUGCCCCAACAACCAAGCUGGAAAUUCGUUUUUCGUGGACUCCUUAAUCAACGUGAGAACCGACAGUGGUUCAUAUUACCAGAGUAACGGCGUGUAUUUGCCACCGGCGCCGGAAUAUUCAUAUGGACUCUCCGGUGGCUCUUGUUUCCCGGGGAUCGGUAAGCGCAACGAGCCAAGCACCCAGAGCGUGAUCCCUUCUUCUGCUCCGUAUGUUCAAGGAAUGGAAACGUGGCUGGAAACGUCGAGAUCCUGCCGGGUGGAUCAGCCCAGCGGCCAGCACAUGGCUCAGUGUUCCUUCUCGCCGAGUAUAAAGGAGGAGGGCGCAUAUUGCCUUUAUGAGUCUGACAAAUGUCCUAAAGGAGCGACAGUAGAUGACAUUUCCUACUCCACCGCAUCAUGCCCGGUGACCGGCAGCACCGUGCCAGUCCCCGGCUACUUCCGCCUGUCUCAGACAUACACAACCUCCAGGCUUUACCAUGAUGUCCAGCCAAACAUGAAUCACUUUACCCUGCAGCGACCUGCCCGCUUGGACAGCCAGUCCUCCCAGCCGCCGGCUGCCUCUGCGGAGCCCGAGCGGAGGGAGAGCCACGAGGAGGCGCCUCUCCCUGCGCCCUGCGCCCCGGCCAGAGAGGAGGACAGCCGCCUCUCCUCGGAAAGCUCAUCCUCCCCCGAGCCCGCUGAGACGUGCAGUGCAGCGGAAUGUCCAGAAAAGCCCGUCAAAGGAGAUGGAAAAAUGGAAAGUACGGCUAAUUGGCUCACAGCUAAGAGUGGCCGAAAGAAGCGCUGCCCCUACACCAAGCACCAGACUCUGGAGCUGGAGAAGGAGUUUCUCUUCAACAUGUACUUGACUAGAGAGCGUCGUCUGGAGAUCAGCCGCAGUGUGCACCUCACUGACAGGCAAGUCAAAAUCUGGUUCCAAAACAGGAGGAUGAAACUGAAAAAAAUGAGCCGGGAGAAUAGGAUCCGAGAGCUAUCCACCAACUUCAGUUUCUCAUGA
Molecule: messenger RNA, 1053 nt
Organism: Seriola dumerili (greater amberjack)
Lineage: Eukaryota; Metazoa; Chordata; Actinopteri; Carangiformes; Carangidae
Gene: hoxa10b
Product: homeobox protein Hox-A10b-like
Exons: 2
Coding region: 1-1053 (350 amino acids)
Biological process (GO): regulation of transcription by RNA polymerase II
Cellular component (GO): nucleus
Molecular function (GO): DNA-binding transcription factor activity, RNA polymerase II-specific; RNA polymerase II cis-regulatory region sequence-specific DNA binding
Source: RefSeq, a predicted model, not a curated record